CACUGUCACUAUCACUGAUGCAGAGAAACUCACAUAGAUUUCCCUUGCCAGCUUUCACUUUCUAAUGUAAGACCAGCGAUUUGUGGAGAGAGAGGCUCAAAAAGACCCUGAAGACCGGUGUAUCUUGGAGAGAAUUUUUAGGCAGCGAUGUCAUUACGUCACUACUGGAACGGAAGAGCCGGUGCGCUGCUUCAUCAUCAGCUACAGCGCAGCGGCAGAGCAGUAGGAGCGGCAGCGGUGGGAGCCCAGACUCUCUCACUCUCAUCACCAGUGACCCUUUGAGAUUCUACAUGUAAACACGGGUCAUUGGGGGAAUUCUAGAAGCCACAACGCGACAUCAGACAGCAGCAUAACUCCCUGGCGAGUCUCCCAGUCAGCGGAAACCUGCAACGAUGUCUUCGUCUGUUAGCGAGACAGAGGAGGUGCGCGCCUCGGCAAUGACGCCUUUGAAGUUGGUGGGACUGGUGUGCGUGUUCCUGGCGCUGUGCUUGGACGUUGGAGCCGUGAUGAGCCCGGCAUGGGUGACCGCUGACGACCAGUACUGCUUCUCACUGUGGGAGGCGUGCUGGAAAGCAGCUUCGUCUGAGAUCUGGCAGUGUAACAGCACGCUGGAGUCAGACUGGCAGAUUGCCACCCUGUCCUUGUUGCUAGGCGGAGCUGCUCUGGUCCUGCUCUCCUUCCUGGUGGUCCUGGUGUCUGUGUGUAUUGGCUCUCGGAGACGCUUCAACAGACCUGUCGCUGUCAUGCUAUUUGCUGCAGUGGUGUUGCAGGGCUGCAGUCUGGUCCUCUACCCCAUCAAGUUCACUGAGACCAUCAGCAUGAGCAUAUACCACGAGUUCAACUGGGGUUACGGCCUGGCCUGGGGCGCUACCAUUUUCUCCUUCGGUGGGGGGAUCCUCUACUGCCUCAACCCUAAGAACUAUGAAGACUACUACUGACCCUGCUGGACUGUACCACUGUGACCCCCCCAUGUAGUUGCUGGCUGUCAUACAUAUCCUAUACUGUAUAAUGCUAAUGCACGCUAGAGAGACAGGUAGACACAGAGACACAGAGAGAUACACACACACACACACACACACACACACACACACACACACACACACACACACACACACACACACACACACACACACAUACGCAUACAGUAUUUCCUGUGGAAGCAGGCAGCGGCUCAGUGCUGGGGUGGAUGGAUGAUGUCACAGUACCCUGUACCCUACUCUGUACUCCCUCUUCAGUCAGAGACUAACAGAUAACAGACUGACCAAUCAGAUCACUCUAUCUGUCCUCAAACCCUGGGACAAGGACUCACUGAAGCACUGCUACCGACCAAGUAUUACUUACAAGGCCUUAGGGUUAAGGAUGAGGCUAAGCUCGGCAAACCCAGAAGGAAAAUCUGGUGCCAGCUACCAUUUAUGUUACGUAGUCUGUCCACGAGAGAUUAGGAUGAGGCUGACUGGAAAACAGACUUGUCUUCUCACUGGUAGGUAGAGACCGACUGGGAUGACCAACACUGGUAGGUAGAGACAGACUGGGAUGACCAACACUGGUAGGCAGAGACAGACUGGGAUGACCAACACUGGUAGGUAGAGACAGACAGGGAUGACCAACACUGGUAGGUAGAGACAGACUGGGAUGACCAACACUGGUAGGCAGAGACAGACUGGGAUGACCAACACUGGUAGGCAGAGACAGACUGGGAUGACC
Molecule: messenger RNA, 1704 nt
Organism: Salmo salar (Atlantic salmon)
Lineage: Eukaryota; Metazoa; Chordata; Actinopteri; Salmoniformes; Salmonidae
Source: RefSeq, a predicted model, not a curated record